CAUAAGGCUUCGUCAGCUCAGCAUAGAGCAGUAAUGGCAGAAAAAAGACUAUUGGCUAUCUUGGCCAGUGCAAAAAGGGCUGUGAGAAAAAAGAAUUUUGCAGCAGGAAAUGCAGCUAUAGGAAUUCAGAAACAGGAAACAGAUGUGUGGCCUAUUGCUCAGGAGAUCCUUGUUCAUUUACAGCAACAGUCCUUCAGUAUCUACAGUGGGCUAUACUCAGAUCAUGGAGGCUGGGAACUGCACACACCUCUCUUAGAUGCCCUUAAUCUAGAACAUUCGUCAAGUUGUCCAUCAUUUGGAAGGUUACAGGGUUUAAGACAAUUAUCAUUGGGUCACAGUCAGUUAGAAGGAGAGAAACAUUCAUCAUCAACUGAAGACAGAAGGACACAGAAAACCAGCAACAGGAACAGCUCCCAGGAAGCCGUUGAAGAGCAAAGAUUAAGCCCAGAAUCUGAAGCACAGACUCCAGCAUCUGCACUAUCGGACGACGAAGAUUACGCCCCGUGUUCCUCCCUUCGAACUUUGCUGAACCAAUUUGUUUUGCCAAGGGCCAACCCAUCUUGCCCUUCCCUUGGUUCUCUGACUCGCAGUCCACAUUGUAUCAUAGCUCCCACCAUGCCCACCCUGCCUGAGGAGGAAGAAGGAGGCGAGGAUCAGGAAAGAAUGCAGAGUUCUUCAUCCAGUAUUCUAGGAUCUGAUCCCAGGAUGAGUGAGACACCAGCAAUAGUGCUGCCUGACAUCACCAGUUCUCCAGACAGGGAGUUGGAUCAAACAUCACAGAUAAGAUCCCAUAGUCCUAUUCAGAGACGGUCAAGCAGGAACUCCAGAACCUCCUUCUCUUCAACAAGUUCCCUGACCUCUGUUGAUGGUGAUGGCCAUAUCUAUGAUCUUGUGAAUGACAAGUUACCAGAAGUGCAGCUUUCAGAUGAAGAUAAGAAGAAAAAUGCUGAAUUGCUGGAGGAAGCAAAGAAGAUCAGUGAGAGGUUUCUCACACGUCGCUGCCGCCGUUCCAGAACCAGCACUUCUGACUCUCCGCCAGCACUCACUCCAUCACGGACACCAAUAGCUUCCCCAAGCCCUUCCAGAAGUAACUCUGUGACUAUACAACCACAGAUCGAUCCAUCCACUGCAAACUGUGUAGGAACAAUGGUUACAACUUCAACUCAAGCAGGGGAGAAACCUCCUCCAUCACCCAACAGAGAGAAAGAAAUGAAGCUUUUGGAAGUCCCUGGUACAAGAGAACAGGACAUUCAAUUACAUUCUGAGAAGCACACCAGAAAAUUAUCUCCGACCAGAAAGACAGUGGAAGCCAGAAAGUUAUCCCCAGCACCAGUGAGUUCCCAAGUCCCUCCUUCUGCAAAUUUUUCAGAGGCAUCAAUGCAACCUGUUUCCCUGGGAACUGAUGUCUGUAGAGAAUCCAAGCCAAUGGAAAAGAGUGACCAUGUCAAAGUAAAUCUCAACAUAGAUUCCAAUGGGGCAGUACAUACUUUGGGUAGCCCUACAAAGCUGGGAACUCCAGAGUACAAGGAAUUUCCUUUAAGGCCCUCUCAACCUCUGGCUUCUGAAUUAGCCACUCCACAGCCUGUCCCUGAACACAUCGAGCAGACUGUUCCUCGCUCCAGAAUGCCCUGCAGGGCUGAAAUCAAGUCGUUUAGCUCACAGCCUUUGUUGCGCGCCAUUUCCUGGGAAUGUUUGGAGGUCGAUGAGGAACUAAGCUCACCGCCACAAUCACCCCCCAAGGCAGCGGAGAAAUUUGGGUUCAGUGAAGUGUUUGACGCCAGUCAACUGAAAGCAUCCAACUGCAAAGACUCAUCGGCGCAACCGAAGAUGCAGAAACUUGCCAAGCUCCGGGAGGAAAAUAAAAUGAUGAGGAACCAAAACCUGUCAGCAUUGAGAUUACCGGAUCUCAGUGAAACAAUCGAACAAGACAGAGGUCCAUCUCCUAUUCCCUGCCCAGCAGCUAAUGGGAGUAAAGGCAAUUCUGACAUCACGCCAAAUAUCCCAGACUCUCUGUUGAGGAAGUUGAAGGUUCACAGGUCACUGCCUGGAGGUCCGCCUCCCCUGACUGAGAAGGAAAUUGAGAAUACAUUUAUACAACUCUCCCUGGCGUUUAAGAAUGAUAGCUAUACAUUAGAAACAAGGCUGGGCCUGGCUGAAAGAGAGCGAAAUCUUGCUGAGGAAAAUACAGAAAAGGAACUCGAAAAUUUCAAAACAGAGAUGAAGUCCUCAACUUCACUUUGGGUACACCCUGACCAACGAGAUGCUCAGCAGAGGCUCCUCGAGACCAUCACUGUCCUCCAACGGUUGGCUAUCAGGCUCUCCGGUCGAGCUGAAAUGGUGGGGGCUGUUCGUCAGGAGAAACGAAUGUCCAAGGCCACGGAGGUGAUGAUGCAGUAUGUGGAGAACUUAAAGAGGAUGUACGAGAAGGAUCAUGCUGAGCUAACAGAAUUCAAGAAGCUGGCCAAUCAGAAUUCAAACCGUACCUAUGGCACAUACGGAGAUAGCAGUGAUGACGGAGUUCCCAGAACAGCCCGAUCAAUGUCACUUACAUUGGGAAAGACUGUACCUCGCAGGAGGGUCAGUGUAGCAGUGGUUCCAAAGUUUAUUAACUUUCCUGGGCAGCCUGCCAUUGUCACCAUGGCAGAAACAACUAACAAUGCCAGCAGCUCCAGCACUGUCACUACCACCACCAUCGGUCCCAGUAGCUCCAGCAGCCUCAAUGCCAGCAGCUCCAGUGGGAUUAAUAUGUAUCCCAGUCCGACACUGGCUCCUCUCGCCGAACACGGGAAGCAGAAUGCUGAUAAGGAGAAUAAAUGUCCUACUCCAGGCAAAGUCCAAUCGGUCAAGGUCGAGAUAACCAGCUCAGAGACAAAAGCCAAGAUUGAAGAGGAAGCUUACAAUAAAGGUUACCAAGAAGGUUUGAAAGCCCAACUCAGCCAGGAACAGAAGGAGUUGCAUGACAUCCCUGAGAAGGUAGAGGAGCACAAUACAGAGAAACAACCAGAACUCAACUUCAAAGAAGAAAGGAAAUGCAGUAAGUUUGAAGAAGUUUCAGAGCUGAUUGACAGACUGUGCCCGAAGUGUUUGAGACAUCGCAGUGCAAUCUGGAUUGUGGGGGCUGUGGUCCUAUUCUUUGCUGUUCUCAUCAGUAUCUUCAGCUCCAUCCAUUAUCCGUGCAGUGAUCUAUCGGACACUCCAAACAGGAAGAGCAGCUGCUCGGCAGUGCAGAAAUAUCUCUGGCCCUUCUCAGGAUCACGACACAAGAAUCGAGCACAGGUGUAAGGGAAAGUUUGAAUUUCUGGGGGAGCGAGAGCACAAAUCAUUCCACAAUCAAACACCAGGGAGACAGCUUUCACAAGACUUCCAAAGGCGUGUGAACACAGGCAUUUAUAGAACCAUCGUCGCUUGAACCAUCCACCAACACAGUGACCAGCUGCUAACUUACAACUAGGAACAGCAUAGUUUACAUAGCCCUCUAAGAUAUUCAAAUUAUUUAACUGUUUUAUCCUAAAAGGCAUUUAAUCAUUUGAUUGUUUCUGUGUUUAAAUAUUGAUUAAUGGGUGUAAGUAAAUAUUCAUACUUCUGAACAAUCUUGUUGCAAACUGUUUCCUAUUUUACUUCUGUUAGCUGGAAGACAAAUCAGGUGAUUUUUUAAAUUUUAGUUAUAUUGUUUCUAUUGUUCCGACCUGAUUUUAAUUUUUCAUGACAAAUUACCCAAAAUAGGACAGGCCAACACUGGUUGUGAUCAAACUCUACCAUGCUCUAGCCAGCCCCACCUUGGACCAUUGUGUCAUGUGCCAGUAAUGGAGACAAUGGAACAACAUUCAUACACUGGAGGCAGAGCAGAGAAGGAAUGCAUAUCUAAGAGCAUCAAAGGGUCAGAGUAAUGAAAAUACUGGAAAGACAGUUUUGAAAGGAGAGAUCUGAGAAGUGAUCUUAAACAGUUUAUUAAAAUAAAUAAAGACUGCAAAUUAAACCAGAAGAGCCGGAUAAGGGAGAACAAAUUCAAAUUAAUUAAUAAAAGGCAAGUUCAAGCUAAUCAAUGGCAAAUCCAGCUCUUUUUUCUUUACACGUGGAAUGAAAGCUUGGAAAAGGGAGUGGGAGGUAACAACCGAGAGGCAGUUUAGGGAUAGAAGCAUUUUCAUUGAUGGAUGAGGAGAAUCUCUUGAUGAAUUGAUGUUCAGAGAGACCUUCCACACUCCCUACGGUUUUUGAACCUUCACUUUUAAUAAUUAUUUCAAGAGUGAGGAAUUUCACCUGUUAGUACAUUGCAACGUGAAAUUCGAACUGUUGUGCCUCUUAAGAGGGACAUGAAACAAUAAACAGAAAAAGGAAAAUAAGGACUCAAACUGAAAUCUCCAAAGAAUCAGAUCUGCUCUGUCAUCUCCUAUCCAGGCUCACUUUCUCCUCAGAUUUUUAAUCUAGGUUACAACAUUCACCCUCUACUCCUUCUACUACCCUGACAUUUAGAACCUGAAUGUUAGUGCAAGUUGCCGCUAUCUUCACUGCCUCACAUAGAUCCAUCCUGAAUGAUAUACCCCUUCCUCACCUGAGCAUUCCCAAUUGGAGAUUCAACAGAUCGGGGGCAUUUACCUCAUCUCUUGCCACAGCUAUUUAGGAAGAUCAGUGUGUGAAGAAAGAAUCUGGAGGAAUCCAGCAGAGAUUUCAACCCCAACGUUUGCCAUCUUUUGUGAUCAGACAAUUCAUUUUUAUAAUGAUCUUGCCUAAUUCAGGGGCAAACCCACAAGUAAUUUUGCACCUUUGUUUUAUGGUUUUAAAAAUCAUCAUAGAAGCAAGAGAAGAGGCUUAGGUGUUGGCUGAGAGGCAACUGUACAUAAAUCCACCUUUUUGUUAUUCAUUCAUUUGAUGUGAGAGUUUCUGGCAAAGCCAACAUUUAAUCCCAGUGAGAAAGUGGUGCUAGCUGCCAUCUUGAACCACUGCAGUCCACAUGGUGUAGGGACACAUGAAUACUGUUGAGCAGGGUAUUCAAGAAUUUUGACCCAGUAACAGGGAAAGAAUGGCAAAAUAUUUUGAAAUCAGAGAGGAUGCCUUACAGGAAAACUUACAGGUGGUGGUGUUCCCAUUCAUCUGCUACAAGGUGGUAGAUGUGGGUUUGGAAGGUGCUGUGAAGAAGCCUUUAUGAUCUGCAACACUGCAUCUUGUAAAUGGUACACACUGCUGCCACUGAGUGCUAGUGAUGGAAGGAGUGCUCUUCAAGUGGGCUGAUAUGUCCUGGGUUGAUGACAACUUCCCAAGGGUCAAUAGGACUACACUCAUUCAGGCAAGUGGAGAGUAUUCCAUCACACUCCUGACUUGUGCUAUGUAAAUCGCGGUCAAGCUUUGAGGAGUCAGGAGGAGAGUUAUUUGCUGCAGACUUCCCAACCAUUGAUCUGCUUUUGUAGUCACAAUAUUUACGUGGCUGGUCCAGUUAAAUAUGUUGAUACAUUUUGUAUAUGUUCUCAGCUGUCCUGGAUUAAUUAAUGGAAAAUUUAAAUAAUAGAUAGCUAAUAUUAUGCUGAACUGAAUCUUACACAAAAAUUAAAAAUGCCAGAUUAAUAAUUGUGUGCAGUGACUGCGAUGGUAAUGUCCUUAUUCUAAGAUAAUAAGAUAAUACUUAAAUUUAAUAGGCCUGUUGUAAAGUGCAAUAUUUAUGAGCAGUGGAAUUGAUUGGGCGGGGUCCUCCACCAAAGCACUGAGAACAUAUGAAAGUAACACAAUAAUAUUCUUCCUUCAUGUCUGAAUGUUAUCAUAUUAUAUCAAUAUCCAUGUAAAGAUUUGCACGUUUAAGCUAACACAAUGUACUGUAUAGUCCCACAUACUUGAUUUUGUUAAAAUAAAGUUUACCUAAAAUGUCUCUGUGUAACUUGUUUGACAAGAGAUCUUUUUCCCAUUUAGAACCUUAAGGAUUUAUAACAGUAGGAGUUGUCAGCUCAUUGCAUUUGUGCCAAUUCUUUGCUACAUCAAUAUCAAACUGAAUGGCAUAGCCAAUUAGGUAGUGGUUUAUACAAACUGAUGUUACUGUCCUGCUCUCUCCUGAAGAACUUUACAUGAAUCCAAAACUAACUCUGCUGCCCAGCUGUCUCCCUGUAGUCCUGGUCCCACUGAUCCCACUGUUCCUGUCUCUUCCUAUAGCCCUCCUUCAAUUACACACUAUUGCUACCACUCCAUCCCGAUAGUUUUAUGUCCUCUUACUUUUUCUUAAGUAACUAUCCAGUUUUUCAUUAAAAGAUACAUUGAUCUUUGCAUCAUACCUCCCCUUGGUAAAAUAUUCUGUACUCUGACAGCCUUCUGUGUAAAUAACAUCUCACAAAAUGCUAUCCUCAGUCUUUCAAUAACAACUUUAAAGUGAUGACCUCCUCAGCACUGACUCCCCAACCAGAAGAAACAAUCUUUCCUGUACCCACUCUGAAAGUAUGUCCAGCCAGUCCUCAUGCCUCCAAAGUAACAUCUAGGUAAAUCAACCACUUUGCACUAAUGCGAAAUCCAAAACUGCACAUAGUUUCUAACUGUGGUUUAGUGGUUUGUACAAAGUUAACUAUUUCUUCUUCAAUUUUGUAUUCUAUGCCUCCAGUUGUAAAACCACAUUUUCUACUGGUCUUUCAAUGAAAGGUAUUUUAUACGUAGUCAUUGGAUGUGUGGGUCACUUGCCAGCUCAGAUUUAUUGCCCAUUAUUAUCUAUCCUGGAGAAGGUAGAGUGAGCUACCUGGAAAUGCUGCAGUCUUGGUGUUUAGAGACACUCAGAACUGUUAGGAAGGUAAUUCUGGAAUUUGACCCCAUAACAGUGAAAGAACAACAGAAUGUUGUGUGGAUUGUAGGGAAAGUUGCAGGUGAUUGUUUUCCCUUAUAUGAUCUGCCCUUGUCCUUCUAGAUGAUAGAUGUUUUGGGUUUGGAAGAUGCUGUUAAAGGAGCAUUGGUGAGUUACUGCAGUGCAUCUUAUAGAUGGUACACACUGUUGUGACUGUAUACCAGUGGUGAUGGGAUUAAAUAUUUACAAUAUUGGAAAGUGUGCCAAUUAAGCAGGCUACUUUAUCCUGAGUAGAGUUGAGCUUCUUGUAUGUUGAUGGAGUUGUAUCAAUCAGACAAGUGGACAAAAUUGCAUCAUACUUCUGACUUGUGCAUUGUAGUUGAUGGAUAGACAUUGAGGAGUUGGGAAUUAGUUGCCACAGAAUUCCUGGUUUCUGACUUACUCCUACAGCCACAGUAUUUGUAUGGCUACUCCAUUUCAGUUUCUAAUCAACAGUAACAUUGAUAGUGGAGAAUUCAUUGAUGGAAAUACCAUGGUGCAUUUCUUACCCAAAGUGCAUUAUAUCCAAGCAAGUAUAUUUGAAAUGAAUUUUAGUGUUGGAAAUGUGGCAGCCAAAGUUUACGUGACAAGCUCCCAAAAAUUGUACUGUUCCAAUCAAGUGAGCAGGAGUAAAUCAGUUCCCCUCUUGUCAAUCUCAUCCAUUAGCAAUAUCAAAGAUUUAUAUUCUUUUUCACACAAGGUUUAGCAAAUUUUAAUUAGAAUGAAGUUAACUAGUGGUCCAGAAACAAAAAGAAUCUAAAUCACAGGUCUUCUUGAGUGAAAGGAAGUAAUUUAUCUGGCUAACCCUGAAAAAAACAAAAUAUUAAAGCAUAAAUACGCACCUGUACAAAGUUAAAGAGGGGUUGUGCCCAUUCUAAAACAGAAAUAAAAUAAUUCACAGUUUACAAUUCUUAGGGUGUCCACUUAUAUGAAAGAUUUUAAUCUGGGAUCAAAUUUAUUUGAUUGAUGACUAGUGUCCUCAACAGUAGUGAAUACUUUCUCUUGUCUUUUAAAUUUUCUUGUUCUGAUGUUUCAUUUCAAUCAACUCAACAACUGGGUAUUUUUCAUUCUUCAGAGGCUGAGAAAUCACUUCCCUUACCUUUUGGAGAAGCCGGUGUUGGACUGGGCUAUACAAAGUUAACAAUCACACAA
Molecule: messenger RNA, 7936 nt
Organism: Chiloscyllium plagiosum (whitespotted bambooshark)
Lineage: Eukaryota; Metazoa; Chordata; Chondrichthyes; Orectolobiformes; Hemiscylliidae
Gene: irag1
Product: inositol 1,4,5-triphosphate receptor associated 1
Source: RefSeq, a predicted model, not a curated record